Messenger RNA from Torulaspora delbrueckii, 2259 nucleotides. RefSeq names its product Nud1p (gene NUD1). The coding region runs from base 1 to 2259 and encodes 752 amino acids. Gene Ontology annotation, molecular function: protein binding. The transcript has a single exon. NCBI's taxonomy places the organism in Eukaryota, Fungi, Ascomycota, Saccharomycetes, Saccharomycetales, Saccharomycetaceae. The record is from RefSeq and is a predicted model, not a curated record.
AUGGAGCAUUCUCCCUCUAAGGAUUUGGCUGAAGGCUUGCAAAGUUUCCAUAUAAGUAGUCCUGCGCCGCAGAGGAAUUCCGAUGGUGAGAAGAACCAUUUGAAGCAGUAUUUACUCAAUAAUGAGUUCCCAGAUUCGAAAUUUUUAUCGUACCUUGGUGAUUCUGAGUCUAAGAGCUAUAUCAAGAGGCUGGGUGACUGGUCUAUGAACUAUGGUACCGUUCAACAGCGGUCGAAAUCACCCGCCAAGGGAGACACUAACGGGGCUACCGGGUCGAUUGCAGUGAAGGAAAAUUUGGAACCACCGCAGUUCAAACAAUACUUGCAGAAUAACCAAGCCGCGAAUAGCUCAAAGCAGGAAUCGUACAGAGACCCUGAAUCUGAGCUGAUCCUCACUGCAUCUUUGAAUGAUAUCUCGGGUAUUCCUACCAAUACUUUCAAGAGACAUGAUCACCAUGAAAGAAGACGUUUUUUAAGAAAUAGUGAUACAAACUCUGUGGCAGCGAGCGAAAGAAGUCUAGAUGAAGAAGAUGAGGAUGUGGACCCGGCGCUAGAAGCUCGUGGGGUGUUUGAUAACAUCCUAAAAGUUCAAAAAUCAAACUACGACUUCCAUCAGGAUAAACCAAAAGAUGAGCCUACCGCAAGAGAUUCAGAUGGGACUUCAUCAUACCUUGGUGAAACGCCUUCUUCUUUAUCACCAAAUUUUGGGGUUUACCCCGAGAAGCCAGCCAUCGAUGGGAUAAAGUUAAUAACACCUGAAGAGAUGGGACUUGUGUUCGAUAAUGUCAACGGUGUAUGGUACAAGCCUCCAACUAAGAAUCAGGAUAUUUCGAGCAGUCGAACGAUCGACAAUGGCGAUUCUACCAUAUCAGAGGACCAGCGAAGGAGUGAAAGCGGGAGAUUCAUCGCGACUUCAGCGACUACUAGAGUAGCUAGAAACCAGCCACCUUUACCCAUUGACGACGAAUUUUCAGAAGAAAGAGACGAGGUAGAAGAUGAUACACCAUUGGAUGCACCACAAAUUAAUCCACAAUUCUUAUUAAGAGGCCAUACGAUGAGGAAGAAUAUGAAAUCAGUUGGUAACACAACACAGAAUAUGAUCGGCAACAUAACAACCGCGUCUCAAGUAGAAACUUCUUUUCAACAAAAUAAAAGAGAGUUGAUUGCGGUCCUAACAGACGUUAUAGCACCUCGUAAGGUGGAUUGGAAACAGUUAUCGAGUAUUAAUUUACAAGGAGCCAAUUUGAACCAAGUCAUGGGCUUGGGCGAGAUUUUACCAAGAGUAAUCGAUUGCAACCUGAAUGACAACAAUUUAAGAGGUUUACAAGGAAUACCGCCAGGAACCAUACGACUUACAUGUCGAAACAACCAGUUAUCGACCUCGUACUUCAACCUAGACGGACUACCGCACUUGGAAACCGUUGACCUCUCACACAAUUCUAUCGGCCACAAUCUCGGCCUACUUGCCAACUGUACCCACCUUCGAGAAGUGGAUUUAUCGCACAACAAACUCAAGUCUCUGGACGGAAAUCUGGGACCCUCCAGAGUCCUCAAACUAAACCUAUCGCAUAACAAGAUCUCCGGGAUAAUAGACUUUGCCCAAUUAAUCAAAUACAGUCAAGAAAGCGAAGCCGGAUGGACCACCAUCGAAGAACUGAAUCUCAGCAACAACAACAUAACAUCAGUCAAGAACGUCCGGUGUUUACCAAAUUUACGAGUACUUAAACUCGACGAAAAUCCCAUAGCAGAACUUAUAGAGCCCAACGAAAUCACCAAUCACAAUUUAAAGACGCUAACUAUAACCAACACACAGGGCGCAUUAACACGCAUAGGUCAAAAUCAACUUCCUUACCGCCGACUGCGCAUACUAAGAACGGACUGUUUUCCACAGCUCGCACAAUGGCGUUCCAUGCCGCGAAGCCUGGAAGAACUGGUUCUAACAAACGGAACAACAGAAAAACUACUACCAUGGCAAAUCCUACCGAAUGCGCUAAGAAGACUCGCGAUUACAAAGAUCCAAGGUCUGAAAGAUCUACCUUCGGAUUUAGGAGCACUAAUACCGUGCUUACAAGAACUCGACAUUUCGAACAACCAAUUGGAAAGUUGCUACAAGUUGAUCGAAGCGCUUCCAACGCUAUGUCUAGUAAGACUGAAUCUAAAGAACAAUCCCAUAUGUUCAACAAAGCGAGGAUCAAAACAACAACAGCUAGUCGAAGUUAGCCGUAUGGCGUGUCCCCGACUUAAAGAACUGUUAGUUUAG